CUCCAUACCCUCCUUCGACUCCAAAUCGACCAUCUUUGUCCCCUUCCUUUUCCGGAGAAAUCUCUCCACCUCGGUGACGAGGUCCAUAUGAAGCUAUGUAAAGAUGUUGGCUGUCCCACUCGUGUUCUACCGAAUUCGUGCGUUCGGGGUUAGGUCUCAAUCCACUCUUCUCGGGAACUUCUUGAGGUCGUAGGGGGUACGGGGCGGUGGAAAUCUUUUUCUAGUGCGUCGUCUUUGGAAUCUUUUCCGGUAUGGUUUGGCUGCCGGACGACCGCAAGCGCUGAUGUCGGGAUUCGAGGACUCGUUGGGCGACGAGCACGGCCCUCCGAACAAGAGAUCCGGGCAUGCGAACCCUCCAGAUCAGCAGGCUUUUUAGUACAAUGCGCAUAUGGAAGCUGGCCCGUUUGGUCUUCAUCUCACGAAGAGCCCAUCUGUAGUGGAUGUGGUUCAGAAGAUACUUCCUCCAUCAGGUUGUGUGUCGUGCUCCACUAGCUUUGGGUGUUCGGAAAGUGGUAGCAGACAUGGACUGAAUCCUUUAGCUUCUUGGUGCUCUUCUAACAAGACAGAACCUACGAAAUUUUCUGCAUCACUUUUGAGGAUUGGGAACUGGGAGUUUGUUUCAAGGAAUGAAAUUGAUCUAGUGGCAAAAUGCUACUUUGCGAAGCAUAAACUUAUAUGGGAAGUUCUCGGAUACCGCCUCAAGAGCAAGAUUGAAUUUCACUGGUCUGGCAUCAUUGUUAUUAAGGCAAAAUGCUGUAAAGGUGGUCAUGGAACUUUGGAUAUAGUGUCGAAGAAGCAGACGAUGUGGCAAGCAGCACCAGACUUUACAAAUGGUCAAUCAAGAAUACAUAGACAAAAUAAUGGAGGUUUGGCAUACCAGAUAUCCAUUGCUGAUAGUCAGAACUGGUCUGUUACCACUUUGGCGUACCAGACCUCUGAAAAAAGGAUAUUGCCUAAACUCAAGAAAUGGUUUGUCACCUGGGGCUGAGUGGGCUAUUUGACUACCAUGGAAGAUUAGUUGGGGGAGGGAUAAUAAUUUUGGGAAAUCUACUAGGAAAUUGUUGUCAGAAUGAUUACCUGUUGUCUCCAAAAUUGUCUUAUGAGGACAUUUCAUAUGUUUUCACACAAUAUACAUGAGGAGGCAUAUGCUUCAAUGUCCCUGAUGCAGUUAAGCAAGUUUUCUAAGCAGCUUAUCGAUCGUGAUCCACAUCGGAAGUCACAAAGUCAGCAACCAGACUGUGUGUUAGAUUCUCCAUGCUUCGAUUCUUCAUACUCUCUCUACAAGGAUCAAGGUGAUAAUAAAUGCCAUAUUCUUAAUGACAUUAGGGAUGAUUAUGGAGCCUUCUCAGCCUUCUUUGAACUUGAUUCUCCUUUUGCAACUUCGUCAAUGUGUAAUAAGAAUGAGGUACACAAUUCUUUUGGAAGGACACCAGAUUUUGACUCAGGAUAUUCCUGCACCAAGCUCAGAUACCAAAGCUUGGUCCGUGGAAGAAAGUAGUAUCAAUGGGGGACAGGGGCAAUCUACCCUAACUGGUGGGAUCGAUUGAACUUUCUUGGACCUCAAGGAUCCAUGCCGAUGACCUCAGACAUUCCUUCAUCCUCUACAAUUGUUCCUUCAAACAAAGUGAUUCUGGAAGCCAUGGCACGGUGUCUUCUCAGUGUUACAGUGGCUGACACAGCUUCCAAAUGCAGCGCAGCAUCGACGUGCAAGCUGAUGUAUCUUCUUCUCAGUGAUAGAGACUGACACGACAUACAACGCUGGAUCUGAUGAUGAACAUCAUCCAACACGAGUUACUUGAUGGUGGCCAGUCACUCAUCUCAUCUCAAGAGACAGAUAUUUGAGGUGCUUCUCGAUCUCCCUCGAGUGGCCAAAGUUGUUGAUCGACAUGUCUCAAAGAUGCUGAAACAAGCAGGCAUGGAAACAGAGUAGAAGGUAGAAGGAAUGGUAUCGUCGGAGGCAUUAGUGAUCCCCAGAGGCCUCCUCUUCUACUGCUUGCGUUUCUUCCAGCACGUUCAUGAGCAUCGAGACUUGGUCCUGAAGCAUGGCGUUCUGCCUCUCCG
Musa acuminata AAA Group (dessert banana) is the source of this 2061-nucleotide messenger RNA. RefSeq lists its product as uncharacterized. The record is from RefSeq and is a predicted model, not a curated record. The transcript has 9 exons. Bases 389 to 988 code for a protein of 199 amino acids. NCBI's taxonomy places the organism in Eukaryota, Viridiplantae, Streptophyta, Magnoliopsida, Zingiberales, Musaceae.